UUACGAAGUCAUAUAUUACAUGAAGUCCUUCUGCCCGCUGGUCGAAAAUAUAAUUUUAUUUGUGAAGGAAUUUCAAAAGCGGCGUAAGUUGGCACCAAACAAAAUUGGCUUUCAAAAUUUGGCGGAUUUUUUUUGGCGGCAAUGAAAGCAUUAAAAUUAAAAUCGUAUUUAUGUGGAAGAGAUUAUUAGAAAUCAAAGCAUGCAUAUAUUACGUACCAGAUAUGUCUAGCGUAUAAUAUGUUUUGAUAUUUUUAUAAAGAUAUUCACAUGCAACCCAUUUUACAUUCAUGAGUAUUAUCUGAGGUAUGAAGCAAGUUAUAUGAUACGAAAAUUAACAUUUAAGGGGUAUGCAAGAAACCAUUUGAAACAAGCAGUAUUUUGAAAGAGCAUAUGAAUAGCCAUACAGAAGAAAAACCUCAUGUGCAGGUACUGAAACAAUUAUUCAGGCAGCAUUUUAAACAAGCAUAUGAGUUUUCAUACAAAAGAGAAACCUCAUAUCUGUGAAGUAUGUUAGAAAACAUUUUCUCAAAAAUGUAGUUUAAACAAUCAUAUGCUUGAUCACACAGCAUAGAAACCUUACAUGUGUGAAAUAUGUAAGAAGUCGCAUAGUCAAAAGAGUUAUUUAAAUACGCAUAUGCUUAUUCACACAUAAAAGAGACCUUACAAAUGUGAAAUAUAUAAGAAGUCAUUUAGUCAAAAGUGUAGUCCAAACAAGCAUAAGCUUACUGAUGCAGGAGAGAAACGUUAUGCACAUGAAAUAUAUAAAAAUCAAUUUAGUCUUAAGGACAAUUUAAACAGGGACAUGCAAAUCCCCACAGGAGAGAAACCUUAUAUGUGUGAGGUAUGUAAGGAGUCAUUUAAUCUUAAAAAUAUUUUAAAUAAGCAUAUGCUUACUCACACAGGAGAGAAACUUUAUGUAUGUGACGUAUGUAAGAAGUCAUUUAGUCAAAAGAGUUAUUUAAAUAAACAUAAACUUAUUCAUACGGGAAAAAAACCUUAUGUGUGUAAAGUAUGUAAGAAAUCAGUUAGAGAUAAAGGUAAUUUAAACAAACAUAUGCGAAUUCACACAGGAGAGAAACCUUAUGUGUGUGAAGUAUGUAAGAAGUCGUUUCAUCAGAAGUGUAGUUUAAAAUAUCAUUUGCUUAUUCACACUGGAGAGAAAACUUAUGAGUGUGAAGUAUGUAAGAAGUCAUUUGCUCUUAAGUAUAGUUUUAACCGUCACUUGCUUUCUCACACAGGAGAGAAACCUCAUGUGUGUGAAGUAUGUAAAACAUCAUUUAGUCUUAAGUAUAAUUUAAGCCAGCAUAUGCUUAUUCACACAGGAGAGAAACCUCGUGUGUGUGAAGUAUGUAAGAAGUCAUUUACUACUAAUAUGACUUUAAAGCGGCAUAUGAAUUUUCACACAAGAGAGAAGCCUUAUAUGUGUGAAAUAUGUGAGAAGUCAUUUAGUCAAAAGAAUCAUUUAAAGAGACAUGUCCUUAUUCACAUUGUAAAAAAAGCUUAUUUGUGUGAAAUUUGUAAGAAGUCAUUUAAUCAAAAUGAUCAUUUGCAUCGCCAUAUGCGUGCCCACGCAGGAGUGAAACCUUAUGUGUGUGAAGUAUGUAAGUACUCAUUUAGUAUUAAGAGUGAGUUAAACAAUCAUAUGCUUAUUCACACAGGAGAGAAACCUUAUGAGUGUGAAGUAUGUAAAAAGUCAUUUAGUCAAAAGAGUAAUUUAAAGAGACAUAAACGUAUUCAUACAGGAGAAAAACCUUAUGUGUGUAAAGCAUGUAAGAAAUCAUAUAGAGAUAAGGGUCAUUUAAACAAGCAUAUGCUUAUUCACUCAGUAGAAAAACUUUAUGUGUGUGAAGUAUGUAAGAAGUCAUUUUGUCAAAAGCGUAGUUUAAAUGAGCAUAUGCUAAUACACUUAGGAGAAACCUCAUACUUGUAACAUAUGUUGGAAGUUAUUUAGUCAAAAAGAAGUACCUGCAUGCUUUUUUACACAGGACAGAAAUAUCAUCUGUGUGAACUAUGUAAUAUUUAAUUUAGAUAAUGGGUAAUUUAAACAAUCAUAUUCAUACCUCAGAGGAACCUUUUGUGUAAUUUGUAGAACAAAAUUAAAGGAUGAUUUAAAUAAAUAUAAUAUUAGAGGAGAGAAAUCUCAUGAGUUAUAUAUGCAGGAAGUCAUAUGAAUGUGUAUUUCUAACAUUGAUGAGAAGCCUUGUGUCUUUUGAGGAGAUGUUAAUUUAGUAACAAUAUUUACUGGAACUGUCCAUGCUGCAAAAAAACCUUAUUAUGUGAAGUCAAGGUGGGUUCAUUCAUUCAUGGGGAUGUAAACUUUAUAAAGUAUUGAGACGUGCUUCAGUGGCAGGAUUUAGAUCUUGAAAGCUGGAUCGUAUAAAUCUGACAACUGACCCUGUGUGAAGGAUAUAAAUGGUCAUUUGAUCAAAGUAAAUAAUAAACCAUUUACUUCUUUCCACAAGAAAAAAAAAAAAACUUUAUGUACGAAAAAAUAAAUCUCAAGUUAUUUUAAAGAAAUAUUAACUUGUAAACAUUUGCUGUUCCAAUUAAAAAGAAAGCUUCUUUAGCAAAUUGGUUUUUUUUUUUAAAGUGACUAUGUAAAUGUAUUUCAGGACUUUUUUUUUUUUUUACUUAUUCAUAAGUGUUCAAUCUUUAUCACCUGCCAAAAUGCACUAUAAAUAUCAUAUGCUUGUUACCACUUUGAAAUACUUCUAAUAAUGAAAUCCUGAAGUGUGCCUAAAUGUUUCACCUAUUAUGUGUAACUUAUGUGUCUUUUCCAUUAAAUUUGGCUUUGUCCAAGCGUAAUGCAGAUAUGAAUGACAGCUUUGUGUUUCCUGAUGGAAAUGUGAUAGAUUGUGCAUGUCAUGAAAUAGUAUAUUAUGUACUUUCUAUAAUGAAUGCAUACUGAAGACCAUGACUACCCAGCUACAGUACCAAAUACAUUUUGCAGUUAGUGCAUAACAUUCACAAAUAGAAUAGAAGGUCGCCUCGUGCUACAUUGGAAAAGAGGAAUGAAAUCUCAAGAGAUUUUCAGUCAAAUCUUGGAUGUACCAACUGCAUGUGUAUAAAGUACGUAGGAAGGCACUUGGGAGAAUGAGUCAUUUGGAAAAUCUUUUGAUGCAGCCAAUGGCCUAAGAGUACUACACCAAAUGGAGAUCAAAACUCCCAGCUCAAGAACCAGCCAAGCAUUUCUGAUGUUAAGUUUCUGGAAAGUCGAGUUUUGCAGAAUAAUGGUAAUUCUUAAGGAAUGUUGAAGACAGAUAUUUAGGGCAAACACCGACAACUGAGAGAACAGCAUUUACUUUCAGUCACACUUAUUUUAAUUGGAACUUCUAUUUUCUUAUCCUUUUUUUCAUCGUAGUAUUCAGAAACAUGCUGGAAAUCUUGCUCAUCAAAUGUAAUUCACAGGCCUAAGUCCCACAAAUGUGUGUCAAAGACUUCAGCUGACUUACAUGGGCUGGCACUGUCAUUCAUGAGCAGAAAGGCUUGACCAACUUACUUUGGAAAAGACAAACUUGAUCUAGGAGAGUUUCAGUGUGUACUGUACCUCCGUCAAAGAUGUGAGAAGUUCUGCUACUGAAUAUGUUAUAUUCCCAAGCAAUUAGUCUUGGAACACAGAGAUCAGUUUUCUGGGCACUUGCUGAGAAUAAUGACUUCUUCGUUCUUUCUACAUUGCCUUUUGUCCAGAAUAACAGUCUACGUUCAAGAAGAUUUUAUCACAGACAAUAAAUAGACUGGUCUUGUUGAAACCAACAAUUAUUCGUCUUACAAGAACAUAGUCUCUGAUAAUGCAGUUAUUGGAGUGGAAUGCAUGCAACAGGCUUUCAAGCAUAUAAGCCAACAUUAUUCAAUUGCUGAAAAAUGGUUUUGGCAAGUAUAUUAAUUGUGAUAGCAUUGAUAAGAUCAGUGGACAAAGAAUAGCAUUUUUAAUCUUUUUUGCCACUAGAGGUGACAUACUGGGCUCCUGUUAAAAAAUUAUUGAACCUUUGGUUGGCAAAAGUACGUUUCUUGGUUUGGAAAUCCAAAACACUAAUUCCUUUCAAUAUAGUUUCCUUGGUAAUGGAUAUUUUUCUCCCAGCACCCCCUCCAUUGUUGGAAACACAUCUGGAAUACAGUUUUUGGAAUGGUCAGUAAUUGUACUAUCACCUUCCGCAUGAUGGCUUCUCUUGACUCAAAUUGGGUCUCUUUUUAGCUCCAUUUUCAGCUUAAGAAACGGCCAAAAUUUACAUGGAGCCAUGUAGCUUGGGUAUCGCCAAGCUUUUAGUAAAAUUUGAUGCAAUAUCUCUGGUCAAAUACUUCAGUCAUUUUCUAACCAUUCCACAGGCACUGAAACCCAACGAACGCGUACUACACAUAUUCAUUCAAAGGCCGAUUGCAAGCAACUCAUGCUUUCUGCAAUCAGGAGAAAAUCUAUGAAUACGCAAGUGUGUUCCCUUUGCAUUUUAAAGCCUUAUCACAUUAGCUGUUUUGUUGCCGGAACAAAACGUUUGCAGCAACAGUUCUGAGAAACGGCCUUUGGCGAAAUAGGGUUACCAUCUUCACUUGGUAAACAGAAUGAAAGCCAAACAAGAAUCAG
Molecule: messenger RNA, 4576 nt
Organism: Stegodyphus dumicola
Lineage: Eukaryota; Metazoa; Arthropoda; Arachnida; Araneae; Eresidae
Product: zinc finger protein 85-like
Source: RefSeq, a predicted model, not a curated record